GGAAUUGAUUUAUUAAUCUGAUGUAUAAUUUAAAUUUCAGAGCUCAAAAGAGGACUAGGUGUUUGGUGGAGAGGGGUAUUGGCCUUCUCAAACGUCGCUUCCACGCCCUCCAUGGUGAAAUACGUCUGAGUCCUCAAAAAACCUGCCACGUAAUCAUAGCUUGUGCAGUAUUGCACAACAUAUGUAAAGUCCGCAACAUAAAUCUACGAGUAGAUCCUGAGGAAGAGGAGGCAGCUGCAGUCAUCAAUGUGGUGCCUCCCCCUGAAGCACACGAGGGAUUGGCUGUGGAAGGACUUCCUCAAGAUGGUCUACGCUAUAGGCAGCACUUCACCAACCUUACCUUUCAAAAUGUUGAGUGACAGAAAACACCACUCUUGAGAACUUCAACCUUCACCACAUAUGUACUGCCUGG
Messenger RNA from Portunus trituberculatus (swimming crab), 412 nucleotides. Its product is annotated as putative nuclease HARBI1. The coding region runs from base 21 to 359 and encodes 112 amino acids. The transcript is spliced from 2 exons. The record is from RefSeq and is a predicted model, not a curated record. Lineage: Eukaryota; Metazoa; Arthropoda; Malacostraca; Decapoda; Portunidae.